This is a messenger RNA of Megalopta genalis, 1756 nucleotides long. It is a transcript of the gene pch2, whose product is annotated as pachytene checkpoint 2 protein. Gene Ontology annotation, molecular function: ATP hydrolysis activity; ATP binding. The record is from RefSeq and is a predicted model, not a curated record. NCBI's taxonomy places the organism in Eukaryota, Metazoa, Arthropoda, Insecta, Hymenoptera, Halictidae. Gene Ontology annotation, biological process: reciprocal meiotic recombination; meiotic recombination checkpoint signaling. Gene Ontology annotation, cellular component: chromosome; nucleus.
UGAGAAUCGAGCUUAAUCUUUUAUCUUUCACACUUCUCUCUCUAUUACUCUUUAAACAAAGCACCUGCGUAUGAAUUUCAAACGUUGCGUUGUUUAAAUUGUAUUCGUUUGAUUUCGAGGGAAUUUUUUGUAGAAAUCAGGAUAACAGUGCAUUGAGUUUUAUUGGUAAAAUUUUAACGAUUGUUAGAAUUUUCGUUAAAAACAUAAGAUGGAAGGCUCAGAUGUGUUGCAUGUGGAAAUUUGUCAAAAUAUUUGCAGCACUUUGUCAAAGGAAGAAGUAGAGAAAUUAACGUAUGCGGAAAUAAAUGCAUUGGAAAAUGUUACACUGGGAACUGCUAUGUAUGAACAAGAUUUUACAAACUGUACUCUAAAAAAUCACGUGGACUCUAUAAUAUGUUCUACAAACCAUGUAGAGAGGACUCAUAUGAAAAUACAAGGUGUUACUUUAAAGUUUCACGUCUAUAGAUUAAAUGAAGAGAAUGCAGCAACAGAAACAAUAGGAGAUGAUUCCGAAGAGUUAACAGCAUCUUCUCAUUGGAUUCUACCUGCGAAAGAAUUUCAUUUUCUAUGGGAGAAUCUCUACUUUGAUUCGACUAUAAAGGAAGAUUUAUUACAGUUUGUGAAGACGACAAUGAUAUUUUCAGAUCAUAAAGUUAACUCCAAUAUUAUAAGUUGCAACAAAGUAGUAUUAUUACAUGGGCCACCAGGUACUGGUAAAACUAGCCUGUGCAAAGCUCUUGCACAAAAAGUAGCUAUACGUUUAGGAAAUCGAUUUACGUACACUGAAUUUGUUGAAAUAAAUAGUCAUAGUCUUUUUUCAAAGUGGUUUUCUGAGAGUGGAAAACUGGUUAUGAAGCUAUUCAAUAAAAUAAGGAGUAUGCUUGAAAAUUCAGAUACAUUAGUAUGUAUUUUAAUUGAUGAAGUAGAAUCGCUGGCACAUGCUCGUAAAUCGUGCAGUAAUGGAGUAGAACCAACUGAUUCCAUAAGGGUAGUGAAUGCUUUACUAACACAGUUGGAUCAAAUAAAAAAAUAUCCGAACGUUUUAAUUCUGACUACCAGCAACCUCUCAGAAGCUAUUGAUUUAGCGUUUGUUGAUAGAGCAGACAUAAAGCAAUAUAUUGGACAUCCUACUCAACAAGCUAUACAUAAAAUUUAUGCGACUUGUCUCAAAGAAUUAAUGAGGGUCAAACUCAUGGAAGUAGAAGAGAUCUUUGAUAUAUCUUAUUUAAAGAGGAUUGGCUACGAAGAGAACUCGAGUACAAAGAACAGCCUCAAAUUAAUGGAUCUAAGUAAAGAAAGUGUUGGUUUGAGCGGCCGUGUCUUAAGAAAAGUUCCAUUUAUAGCUCACGCGUUUUACUUGCGGACUAAACGAUGCACUUUAACUAAAUUUUUAAGAGCUAUGCAUCUAGCAGUUAAAAGACAAAAAGAGGGGCCUGAGGAAGUUGUUCAAGUGUUCCAAAAUUUGGACAUUUAAAUUCUGUGUGCAUCAUACAGUUUCAUCGUACUUUCAGUAUUACAUUGUCAUCGCUUAGUUAGGUUUUACAUAAUAUUUGAUACAAUUUUAUAUUUAUUUUAUUGUAUUUUCAUUAUCUCUUUUAUAGCAUAAUGCGUAUGAAAACUGAGCAACAUUGUUCUACCGCAUUGCAGUUUAAGGAUUGUACAUUUCAAGUCAAUAGUAUUGCACCAGGUAAAUUAAACUAUUGUACUUUUGUAAAAAAAUUUAUACGUGCAUAUAAUGAAAAAUACAAAAAUUGUA